UUUAUUUUUUUUAAAAAAUCUGUUGGAUCUACAAUCAUGGGGAACGCAGCAGGAAGUAUGGAGGUGCCCCUCGCAAAGGAGGGCAAGACGACGUUGGCUUCCACAGGCUCCACGGGCCCCCAGAAGCCAAGUGCAGGGCUGAAACUGCCAAUGCCACCUGAAGAAGAGCUGGAGGAGCGCUUCAAUGCUGUGCUGAACACUAUGAAUCUUCCACCGGACAAGGUGAAGAUCCUUGGUCAGUACGACAACGAGAAAAAGUGGGACCUGAUCUGUGACCAGGAGCGGUUUCAAGUAAAGAAUCCACCAUCUGCAUAUUUGGAGAAGUUGAAGAGUUAUCUGGAUCAUGGAGGAGUCAGUCGAAAGUUUAAAAGACGCGUCCAGGAGUCCACACAGAUCCUGAGAGAGCUGGAGAUUUCCCUGAGGACCAAUCAUAUAGGCUGGGCUCAGGAGUUCCUAAACCAGGAGAACCGAGGUUUAGAUGUUCUCGUGGAUUAUCUGUCAUUCGCCCAUAGUGCUGUCACGUACGACACAGACUCCUUGGACAACUGCUCAGUGCCCGCGGAUAAACACAAAAGCACGGAAAAAUCCUUGGAAGACGUGAGCAGAAGUGCCAGCAACUCUCCGUCUCACGGCGCCUCUAAGAGCAGCAAGGGCUUCACAAGCAGGAAAGCUGCGAGGAGCUCACGUGUUGUGAGCCAGAAAGAUGACGUGCAUCUCUGCAUCAUGUGUUUACGUGCCAUCAUGAACUACCAGUCGGGGUUUAACCUGGUGAUGCAGCAUCCGUGUUGUGUCAAUGAGAUCACGCUCAGCCUCAACAACAGAAACCCAAGGACUAAGGCGCUGGUGCUGGAGCUCUUGGCUGCUGUUUGUUUAGUGAGAGGAGGCCACGACAUUAUCCUCUCGGCCUUCGACAAUUUCAAAGAGGUGUGUGCAGAGAAAAGCCGCUUUGAGAAGCUCAUGGAGUUUUUCCGCACUGAAGACAGCAACAUUGACUUCAUGGUGGCUUGCAUGCAGUUCAUCAACAUUGUGGUCCACUCAGUGGAAAACAUGAACUUCAGAGUUCACCUUCAGUACGAGUUCACCAGACACGGACUGGACGACUACCUGGAGAGGCUGAAGUUCACCGAGAGUGACAGGCUGCUGGUGCAGAUCCAGGCCUACCUGGAUAACGUGUUUGAUGUGGGAACUCUGCUGGAGGACGCGGAGACCAAGACCACUCUGCUGGAGCACAUGGAGGAGCUGCAGGAACAGAACACACAGUUGAGCAGCAGGCUUCAGGAGAGUGACAGGGAAGCGAUGGAGAAAGUCUCAGAGUUGGAGAAAAAGCUCAUUCAAACCACCAAAGAAGUGGAGCUCCUGAAGGAGAGUCUCCGGGAAUCGUGCGCUCAGACGACUCUGCUGCAGCAGCGCGAACAAGAGCGCGAGACGGAGCGCGAAAGCCAACGGGAGCGAGAGAGAGACAAGGACCAAUCCACCCAGGCCUUGAGGGAGCUGGCGGCCAAAGUUCAAGCCCUGGUUGAGCAGGGGGUUGUUCGAAUGGAGCGCUCCCCAUCGGGACACCUGGAGAUUCAGGUGGUUCCUGUCAUCCAGCACGUGAUACAGAAAGCCACAGCCAAAGACGAAGCAGGAACAGGAAAUCACAGCACUCCCACCUCCUCGGACUCUCCGCUUUCCCUUUCUGAAGGUUCUCUGCAGUCAGUAGUGACACAAGCUUCUCCACCUCCUCCUCCUCCCCUCCCCCCGCCACCACCUCCGCCUCCACCGCCACUAGUCUCAACUACAGCUCCUCCUCCUCCACCUGUUGCUCCACCACCUCCUCUGCUGCCUCCUGGAGGCGGGGCCGAUGGGAGCUCAGGCUGUAAAAAAAAGAAGCCAGUUCAGACCAAAUACCGCAUGCCUCUGUUCAACUGGCAGGCCCUCAAGUCUAACCAGGUGGCAGGAACCGUCUUCACCGAACUGGAUGAUGAGCACGUGUUAGAGGAGCUAAACAUGGCUAACUUUGAGGAGCAGUUCAAGACCAAAGCCCAGUCUGCACCUGUCGAUGUGGGGACCAUCAAGAUGAAACUGGUCCACAAGACCCCCAGUAAAGUGUCUUUAAUGGAGCCCAACCGGGCAAAAAACCUGGCUAUUACGCUGCGCAAGGAAGGAAUGGCUGCGUCUGACAUCUGCCAUGCCAUCGAGACGUACAACCAGAAAGCUCUGAGCCUGGACUUCCUCGAGCUCUUGGAGCGCUUCAUCCCCACGGAGUACGAGAUGAAGCUCAUCCACAGCUACGAGUGUGAGGGCAGGCCCCUGGACGAGCUCAGCGAGGAGGACCGCUUCAUGGUUCACUUCAGCAAGAUCCCGCGGCUUUCUCAGCACAUCAGCACGCUCACCUUCAUGGGCAAUUUCCACGAGAGCGUCCGGCUGAUCCAGCCUCAACUCGAUGCCAUCAUUGCAGCGUCGAUGUCGAUCAAAUCCUCUGGCAAACUAAAGAAAAUCCUUGAGGUCAUCUUGGCGUUCGGAAACUACAUGAACAGCGGCAAGCGCGGGGCGGCGUACGGUUUCCGCCUGCAGAGUUUGGAUUUGCUGUUAGACACCAAAUCUACAGACCGCAAACAGACGCUGCUGCACUUCAUCGUCAGCGUCAUCCGUGACAAAUACCCAGACAUCCAGUCCUUCUACACGGAGCUGCACUUCCUGGACAAGGCGUCGAUGAUCUCUCUGGACAGCAUCCUGCAGGACGUGCGGGCGCUGGAGAGAGGCAUGGAGGUGACCAAGAGGGAGUUCUCUGUGGAGCAGGAGAAUCCCGUGCUGCAGACGUUUGUCAGCGGGAACACGGAGCUGCUCAACUCGCUUGCAGCUGAUGGGAAAACAGCGCAGGAUGUGUAUAACUCGGCUGUGGAGUACUUUGGAGAGAACUCUAAAACGACGCCUCCCUCCAUUUUCUUCCCCGUUUUUGUCAGAUUCAUCAAAGCGUACAAGCAAGCCGAGCUGGACAAUGAGCAGAGGAGGAAACAACACGUCCUGAACUGUGAAGGUCCAACGUCUCCACCUAAGCCUAAAGUCAUAGAAAAUCAGGUGUCCAUGGUGCCCAAACUGCCGCAGAUGGACUUGAUAGCGGAGCUGAAGAGGAGGCAGGUGUCUCCUCUGGUGAGGGAGGGGAAGGACGGAGCCAUUGAGGACAUCAUCACAGAUUUGAGGAAUCAGCCGUACAGGAGGGCAGACGGAGUUCGGCGCAGCGCCAAGUGGAAGCCGGGACAACAGCUGCACGUGUCCUCAGACAUUUCUCUCUGAGAACAAACACCGUAGACCCAGAUGCCGGCACAAGCACAAGAGCUCGGAUGUUUCCGUCACCGUGGCGACAUUCUUAUGCAUGUUUGAGAAUACAGAUGUUUACAAAAGAGGAAAAACAACAACAACAACACCUGCAGCUUAAAAACACACGCUGACAAAAAAGAGUUUGGAUGAAACUCUUCGGUCUAAACUGAAAACAAUAAGCUUAAUGUAAUGAUUAUAUGUCAUUCUAUAAUUUGAAUGAAUAUUAGCUGCUCUUAAUGCUAACGACACUGGAUGUCAUGUGAGCUGAUUAAGGCAUUUCCAUGGAAGAAUGAGCCAUUGAGCUGAGAUGUUACACGAGUGCUUCAUUAACGCAGCUCAGAAAUCACAGCCCUCACGGACCACUCAUGAAUCAUUUUCAUCGUUUUUUUUUUAUUAUUCCUUUUUUAAAUGUUCUAGACAUGAUUUUUUAAUUGGUUUUAAUUUGAAUAAAAUAUUAAUUUUCAGUGCCGCCGUCCAUCUUUUUUCUGUUCCCGCAGUAUAGCGCUCGCUCUGAAAUUAAGCUGAAGAUUUGUAAUAUAUUUAGAUUAUUUUUAAUACUGAAGUGAAAGAAUGAUGAUGAACUUCUACUUUUGCUUUGGCAUUUCAACAAAUAAAAGAAUUUUAUACCUUUA
Molecule: messenger RNA, 3932 nt
Organism: Solea senegalensis (Senegalese sole)
Lineage: Eukaryota; Metazoa; Chordata; Actinopteri; Pleuronectiformes; Soleidae
Product: formin-like protein 1
Biological process (GO): cell migration; cortical actin cytoskeleton organization; regulation of cell shape
Cellular component (GO): cytosol
Molecular function (GO): actin filament binding; small GTPase binding
Source: RefSeq, a predicted model, not a curated record